This is a messenger RNA of Trypanosoma grayi, 447 nucleotides long. RefSeq names its product 50S ribosomal protein L7Ae. NCBI's taxonomy places the organism in Eukaryota, Euglenozoa, Kinetoplastea, Trypanosomatida, Trypanosomatidae. The transcript has a single exon. Gene Ontology annotation, cellular component: box H/ACA snoRNP complex. Gene Ontology annotation, molecular function: box H/ACA snoRNA binding. Gene Ontology annotation, biological process: snRNA pseudouridine synthesis; ribosome biogenesis; rRNA pseudouridine synthesis. The record is from RefSeq and is a predicted model, not a curated record. Bases 1 to 447 code for a protein of 148 amino acids.
AUGACGGACAAGCAUGAGGAACAACAAAACACGGAGGAGUACGACUACGACAGGCAGAUGUACCGCUGCCCCAUCUCGUGGCCCCUCACAUCGGACAAGCCCAAGAUGACGAAGAAGCUCUACUCCCUCAUUAAGAAGACCGUAACAAAGAACAAGAAGGGUAUCACCAAAGGCAUUAAGGACGUCACGAAGGCGAUACGGAAGGGGCAGAAGGGCAUCCUCGUCCUCGGUGCCGACGCGUCGCCGUACGACGUUGUGUCGCACUUCCCGGUGAUGGCAGAGGAGGCGAAGAUCCCGUACGUGUGGGUGCCUUCGCGGCAGGAUUUAGGAACGGCGACGCAGUGCAAGCGCGCCACGUCAGUGGUCCUGUUGAAGCCGGACGCCGAGCUCCAGUCCAGCUAUGACAAGAUUGCCCUCGCGAUUGAGGACUUGAACUCUGAUGAAUAG